AUGGCCAGCAGGGUACCGCACCCGAACGAAAUGUCUCCAACAGUACAGACGGAAGCGGACAUCGAUUGUGCAGUAGCCCCAGCGGCACCCCGUACACAGGUUGGAGGGGACGAAGUUGAAGAUACAGACGGUUCUACUAUACCAGAGCAUAAAGAUCACAAGUUCCUAGGGUCGGAAGACGCCGUGGCGAUUGUCGUCACCGACGAUGGGUGCACCAGUAGCAGCAAUAACAAUAGUGCUAGUAUGAAAUGCCUCAACUUCGUCACCUCAUCCACGAGCCACGUUCAUGCGGCGGUUCCCAAGGGUUGCAUGCCGACGAAUAUUACGACGCCGACGGUGGACGAUGAGCGACAACCGUCACCCCCAUUAGCUAGUGCAACAAGUAACCAAUUCGUGAAUCAUAGCUUUAGCUGCCGCGAGAUGGGCACCAGUGGUUCCGUGGCGGCCAACGAUGCUGAUGCUGUCGGUAGGGAUCUAGCCCAGGGUCUGGUGGACGUGGUGCGCGUGUCAACCAGUGUUCCACAGCCGGCAUUCGCUCAGAGCGAGUUGGGCGCUGGCGGCAGAGGAGCUACAGGUACUAGUUUCCACUCCGCAACGGCCGCUGCCGUGGCGGCCGUGGCGAUGACUGCGGCGGCGGCAGCGGCGGCGGCAUCGGCUGCGGCGACUACGGCUGUUACCUUCAGCAGUAGAGCAAACUCCCCACGUCCCAACACCCCCGAAACGCUUGGUGUUGGUGAACCUCCGGUGCCCGCUACUCCUGGAUCAUCCUCACCAUCGACUAACUCUGCUCACCCUGUGCAUAACCAUCCACUGAUAACCAUCAGCGACCCUAGCGACGCAUGUACCACUACUUCUACUACUACUUCUACUACUAACCCUAACCGCGCCAGCCCAGACGAAUGCUACGCCGGUGUCCAAACCUGUGAUAGAAACCAACAACACCACCAUCAUCAUCAUCAUCCAACCGUUGGUCUGCCUUCCGUGUCCAUUGAUGUGCCGCUCGGUGCCGAUCAAGGCGACGACGCAUCCGACGUCCCCGCAUCCGCCAGCAACCCAUACUAUUCGAUUGUACCCACCAACAACACCUGCCCCAUGGCUACUAACACGGUGACGGGACGCUGUAGCAAACCGCCACUCCACAGCUACCAACAGCACUACCAAAGCUACCACCACCAUCACGUGCUGGAGGGAGCACUCGUGGGGCGAACCCCGGUGGCCAGUGGUGGUAGUGCCGGUCCAGUGCCGAUGGUGGCCGGAGGAGGAACUUACCACAGGCCGCACAGUGCACGCUUCAUGUCGCAGCACAUUAAAAUACUUCCCAAAACUCAAUCCCUCGAUUUGGCAGAUAACGACGACAUCCUGGAGGCUUCCAAUCGCUCCGAGUCGCAGCUGGAGAUAAGUGCGGCCGGCAUCGUGCCACAAGCGCUGAAGGGGCGCGUCCUGCCGAAGCUGCAAACGCUCGAUCAGACGACGCGUCCGAUCUACCCGAACGUGCCGUACAGUCCGUACAACAGUCCGUACGGAAGUCCGCGCAGUGGUCGCCGGAGGACGCCUCUGCGCGAGUCACGGCGCGUCUCGAUCGAGCAGUCCGGUAGCUUCCUGCAACUGAACCAGUACAAACUGCUUGAUCAAAUUGGCCAGGGCUCGUACGGGCUGGUGAAGCUGGCAUACUCGGAGGAAGACUCCACGCACUACGCGAUGAAAAUCCUAUCCAAACGGAAGCUACUUCGAAAGGCGGGGCUGAUGCGACGGGGUCCGAAGCGGGGCACUUCCCCGCUUGACCGGGUCUAUCGGGAGAUUGCCGUGCUGAAAAAGCUGGAUCACCCGAACGUGGUGAAGCUGGUCGAGGUCCUGGACGAUCCACUGGAGGAUUCGCUCUAUCUAGUCUUCGAGUUGGUGCAGCAGGGCGAAGUGCUCAGCAUCCCGACCGACACUCCACUGAGCGAGGAACGUGCCUGGAAUGUGUUUCGGGACGUGCUGCUGGGCGUCGAAUAUCUGCACUACCAGCGUAUCAUCCAUGGGGACCUGAAGCCGGCCAACUUGCUGCUAUCCGACGCGGGCAGCGUCAAGGUGGCCGAUCUGGGCGUGUGCAACGAGUUUCUCGGUGAGGAUGCCGCCAUGAACAACGGCUCGACAGCGGGCACUCCAGCGUUUCGGGCGCCGGAAACGCUUCUGCCCGGGCAGCACUUCUACAAUGGUAAGGCUGCCGACAUUUGGGCCCUGGGAGCGACCCUCUACUCGUUGGUGCACGGAAACGUGCCAUUCAUCGCCACCUCGGUGCCGGGCGUGUACGAGAAGAUAAAGAACGACCCAUUGGAGUAUCCUGCCACGAGCACCAUUAGCGAGGAGCUGCGGGAUCUCAUCGGUCGGAUGCUGGAUAAGGACCCGCAGCAGAGGAUUACGCUGCCACAGAUCAAGGAGCAUCCGUGGCUCACAAAGCUAGGCACGAUCCAGCUGCCCACGGAGGAGGAAAACUGUCGGCUGGUGCAAAUCAACGAUGAGGAUAUGAACAGCGUCGUCAAGAGCAUACCGAAACUGGACACGCUCAUUCUGAUCAAAACGAUGUUGAAAAAGCAUUCCUUCCAGAACCCGUUCACCAAGGGCAUCUCCGGGCGGGCUCCGCAAGCGGGUGGAUCGCGAUUGGAACGCUUCUGUCGGUCGGGCCGUUCCAACUCUGCUCCAGGAGACUACCACACAUCGGAGCGCCAACCUUCCAACGAAUCGCUGCUUCCAUCUGUUACCGAGGGCGUCACGAGUCCGCUUGGCAGCCCCGAGCCAACCGGCAGCAUAAUCUCCGAGAUGGAUAGCCUCACGCUUCGGUCCGACCUGUCCAAUCCAUCCUCCAGCACCGACACCGACACGACCACGGUAAAAAUAGUCACCACUCCGCCAGAGUAG
This is a messenger RNA of Anopheles coustani, 2898 nucleotides long. Its product is annotated as serine/threonine-protein kinase PAK 5. NCBI's taxonomy places the organism in Eukaryota, Metazoa, Arthropoda, Insecta, Diptera, Culicidae. The transcript is spliced from 6 exons. Gene Ontology annotation, biological process: intracellular signal transduction; positive regulation of protein kinase activity; protein phosphorylation. Gene Ontology annotation, cellular component: cytoplasm. The record is from RefSeq and is a predicted model, not a curated record. The coding region runs from base 1 to 2898 and encodes 965 amino acids. Gene Ontology annotation, molecular function: ATP binding; calcium/calmodulin-dependent protein kinase activity; calmodulin binding.